AUGGAGGGCGCCCACAUCAAAACCGGCGAUGAAGUUUGCCGCUUUUUUGACACCGGAGCAGAUGGUUUGACGGAAGAUCAAGUUGAUAAAUUGAGAGAGAAAUAUGGCUACAAUGAAUUGCCCGCUGAGGAAGGAAAAACCUUAUGGGAAUUGAUUGUUGAACAAUUUGAAGAUCUUCUUGUCAGGAUUUUGCUGCUUGCCGCUAUCAUUUCUUUUGUUCUCGCUCUUUUUGAAGAACAUGAAGAUCAAGCAUCCGCGGUCACCGCUUUUGUCGAACCCUUUGUGAUUUUGUUGAUUCUGAUUGCCAAUGCCACUGUCGGAGUUUGGCAGGAAAGGAAUGCUGAAUCUGCGAUUGAAGCUUUGAAAGAAUAUGAACCGGAAAUGGCCAAAGUUGUGCGAUCAGGCAAACACGGAAUUCAAAUGAUUCGAGCAAGAGACCUUGUGCCAGGAGAUCUUUGUGAAGUUUCAGUUGGUGACAAAAUCCCAGCCGAUCUUCGCCUCAUCAAGAUUUAUUCUACAACCAUCCGAAUUGAUCAGUCAAUCCUCACUGGAGAGUCAGUUUCCGUCAUCAAGCACACUGAUGCCGUUCCCGAUCCUCGAGCUGUCAACCAAGACAAGAAGAACUGUAUUUUCUCUGGAACCAAUGUUGCUUCUGGAAAGGCCCGUGGAAUCGUCUUUGGAACUGGAUUGAGCACUGAAAUCGGAAAAAUUCGUACCGAGAUGUCAGAAACCGAAUCGGACAAGACUCCACUUCAGCAAAAACUUGACGAAUUCGGAGAGCAACUUUCAAAAGUUAUCUCGAUUAUUUGUAUCGCUGUGUGGGCUAUCAACAUCGGACACUUCAACGACCCUGCUCAUGGUGGCUCAUGGAUCAAGGGAGCUAUUUACUAUUUCAAGAUCGCCGUUGCUCUUGCCGUCGCUGCUAUCCCUGAAGGUCUUCCUGCUGUCAUCACCACUUGCUUGGCUCUUGGAACUCGUCGUAUGGCCAAGAAGAACGCCAUUGUCCGCUCGCUUCCCUCCGUGGAGACCCUUGGUUGCACAUCAGUGAUUUGCUCUGACAAGACCGGAACUCUUACCACCAACCAAAUGUCCGUCUCAAAGAUGUUUGUUGUUGCUCAAGCUGGUGGAGACAACAUCAGCUUCUCCGAGUUCACCAUCUCUGGAUCUACCUAUGAGCCAUCUGGAAAAGUGUUCAACAACGGUCGCGAAGUGAACUGCUCCGGUGGUGAAUAUGAGGCACUUACCGAGCUCGCUACCAUCUGCUCGAUGUGCAACGACUCAGCUGUUGACUACAAUGAGACAAAACGAAUCUAUGAGAAAGUUGGAGAAGCCACUGAGACCGCUCUUGUUGUGUUGGCUGAAAAGAUGAAUGUCUAUGGAACCAGCAAGCAAGGCCUUAGCCCUCGCGAUCUUGGAAACGUCUGCAACCGUGUGAUUCAACAAAAAUGGCGAAAGGAAUUCACUCUCGAAUUCUCUCGUGACCGCAAAUCGAUGUCUGCUUACUGUAUUCCUUCAAGCGGUGGCACCGGAGCAAAGAUGUUUGUGAAAGGAGCUCCAGAAGGUGUUCUUGGUCGUUGCACUCACGUUCGUGUCAAUGGGCAAAAGGUCCCAAUGACCCCAAGUAUGAUGCAGAAGAUUGUCGAUCAAUGCAUUCAAUAUGGAACAGGACGUGAUACUCUUCGUUGUUUGGCUCUUGGAACGAUUGAUGCCCCGAUUGAUUCUUCUCAAAUGAACCUUGAGGAUGCCACCCAAUUUGGCAAAUACGAGCGUGAAAUCACCUUUGUUGGUGUUGUUGGAAUGCUUGAUCCUCCAAGAACUGAGGUUAUGGAUUCAAUCAAGAACUGCCGACAUGCCGGAAUUCGUGUCAUCAUGAUCACUGGAGACAACAAGAACACGGCUGAAGCUAUUGGACGUAGAAUUGGUCUUUUCGGAGAGGAUGAGGACAUCACUGGAAAAUCUUUUACUGGACGCGAAUUUGAUGACUUGCCACCAGAGCAACAAUCCGAUGCUUGCCGUCGUGCCAAACUCUUCGCUCGUGUCGAACCUGCUCACAAAUCAAAGAUCGUCGAGUUCUUGCAAAGCCAUGGAGAAAUCACUGCCAUGACCGGAGACGGUGUCAACGAUGCCCCUGCUCUCAAGAAAUCCGAAAUUGGAAUUGCUAUGGGAUCUGGAACUGCCGUCGCCAAGUCCGCUUCUGAAAUGGUUUUGGCUGAUGACAACUUCGCCACCAUUGUUUCAGCUGUUGAGGAAGGACGUGCUAUUUACAACAACAUGAAACAAUUCAUCCGUUAUUUGAUUUCCUCCAAUGUCGGAGAGGUCGUUUCUAUCUUCAUGGUUGCUGCACUUGGAAUUCCUGAGGCUUUGAUCCCCGUCCAGCUCCUCUGGGUUAACCUUGUGACUGAUGGUUUGCCCGCGACAGCUCUUGGUUUCAAUCCUCCCGAUCUUGAUAUCAUGGACAGGCCACCACGUUCAGCUCAAGAAGGAUUGAUCUCUAAAUGGCUCUUCUUCCGUUAUCUUGCUGUUGGAACAUAUGUCGGUAUUGCUACUGUUGGAGCUUCCGUGUGGUGGUUCUUGUUGUACGAAGAUGGGCCACAAAUCUCCUACUAUCAAGUUACUCACUGGAUGCGCUGUGAGAUUGAGCCUGAGAACUUCCAAGACUUGGACUGUGCUGUUUUCGAAGAUAAUCACCCAAAUGCCAUGGCAUUGUCUGUGCUUGUCACCAUCGAGAUGCUCAACGCUAUUAACUCGUUGUCGGAAAAUCAAUCUAUUCUUGUGAUGCCACCUUGGACAAACAUUUGGCUGUGUGGAGCAAUCGCCCUUUCGAUGUCUCUUCACUUUGUUAUCCUCUACGUUGAUAUCCUUGCUACCAUCUUCCAGAUCACACCUUUGAACUUGGUUGAGUGGCUGGCCGUGCUGAAGAUUUCGGUGCCGGUUUUGCUGCUCGAUGAGAUUCUCAAGUUCAUUGCUCGUAACUACAUUGAUGUGAUGACAAAGGACAAGAAUGAC
Messenger RNA from Mesorhabditis belari, 3006 nucleotides. The record is from the annotation of a GenBank genome assembly. Lineage: Eukaryota; Metazoa; Nematoda; Chromadorea; Rhabditida; Rhabditidae.